Fusarium subglutinans is the source of this 7755-nucleotide messenger RNA. RefSeq names its product ankyrin protein. The record is from RefSeq and is a predicted model, not a curated record. The coding region runs from base 1 to 7755 and encodes 2584 amino acids. NCBI's taxonomy places the organism in Eukaryota, Fungi, Ascomycota, Sordariomycetes, Hypocreales, Nectriaceae. Gene Ontology annotation, molecular function: protein binding. The transcript has 9 exons.
AUGAGACUUGGGCGUCGCCGAGAGGAAAGUCUCACAUCGUCCGAUGAUACCACGAUAUCGGAUCAGGAUGAUGAGCCACAUUAUGAGUACAUUCUCAAAGAGAUGUACGUGCCUUCUUUGAGCGAUAACUCAUUGGCCGGCCAGAAAGACCUUGUGGACCUCGUCUUUGUUCAUGGACUAGGGGGGAAUCUCAGAACCACUUGGAAGCAAGAGGGUACGACUGAACCGUGGUUUACAAAGCCAGAAUUUCUUGGCCGUCUUAAAGAUUCGGUUCGCGUCCUGUCAUUUGGCUACAAUGCUCACCGUUUCGGCGAUGUCGCCAAUACGAGAAUAAUCCAUCACGCCAAUGAUUUACUCCGAAAUCUGGUUCUCAAACGACUCGAUCACCCAGACCGCCCCUUGAUAUUCAUUGCUCACAGUCUUGGCGGAUUAGUGGUCAAAAGAGCAAUACUUUUAUGCGCGACAAACGACGAUUGGAAAGCCAUCAAGCAAGCCACGAAGUCUAUCAUAUUCAUGGGAACCCCUCAUAUGGGAUCGGAAAAAGCUGAAGACCUCGUCGUUGUGCAGAAAUUGGCAUCUUUGAUGAAACUUCAAGCAGCAGUUGCGACAAACCUCACAAAGGAACUCCGUGCUUUCUCAAACUCAGUACAGGAUAUCAACAUGGAAUUCACUAUUGAUGUUCAUCGUUCGAUUAAGCUCCUAUGUUGCUAUGAGUCUCAUCCGCAACGGUUACCCAAUGGAGCGAAAGAAAUUAUAGUCCCUCAAUGGUCUGCUGUCCUUCAGGGCGUCGAUAACAUAGAUCUAAAUUGUACGCACUCUGGAUUGCCUAAAUUCGCUUCCCCUUUACACCCACGGUUCGAGCUGUUCUGGGGCGAAGUUGAAAGGCUAGUGAGACUGGCUGAACCACCGAUCAAACCGUUUAAAAAGGCACCCACAUGGACAGAUGAAGAUGUUACACAGCCGUCACCUCGGCCACGCCAGAGCGCUCCUCUCAAGCGUCGACAUGAAGUUGGGAAAGCAUCGAAAGCCUCUAGAGAGUCGGCAAUUCGCUCAAGUGUCGACAAACUAUUGAAAGAAGUUACAAGCCGCAUCAAUGCCGACGUACCAACACAGCAUGAGACUGCUGUGUCUCAAGCUCAGAGUCGGACACAACCGGAGAAAUUUGACGUUAAGGAGUUCAGUGAUUUCACCCGCCUUCUUCGCUCUGUGACACCAGAGAAUAAAGGUCUUGAUCGCGAGGCUCCUCACUGGCAGACAUGUUCAUGGAUAUUGGAAGAUCCUACUUUCGUCAAAUGGAAGGAAGGCAAGAGAGGCAGUCUCUUAUUCAUUACAGGGAGCCCUGGAUGUGGCAAGUCAAACUUGGCAAAGUACAUCCAGGGUGCAAUAAAAGAUUCAAACGAUGAAAGGUGGGAGGAGAGCCUCGUCAUACCAUUCUACUGUGAUAGUCUGGAGAGCUCUCGACACAACCCUCCAAUAUUGGAUCUUGUUGUCCAGUCUAUGCUGAGCAAGUAUACCACCAUGUCACAAGCGACAAGGAAAAAGCUCGAAUCAGUCUUGGAAACCCUUGGGGUCGAUAGACAGAAGUCACGAUCACCUCUCGAAACCGAGAAUAGCGGACAUUUCAUCCAACUGAUGGAAAUUGUCCAGUUGCUGGUGACGGCUGAAGAUGCUAGACCAGCUUGCCUCAUAAUUGAUGGCCUAGAUCAAUGUGAAGACGAAUUCAUCAUCCGGUUGCUCCGUGGGUUAGACACGAUUUUUCGUCGUGAGUCUUCCACUUCAGCCCUCAAAGUUGUCGUAACAUCACGCAUGGCAGACUCGAUCCGAGGGUUCGCGCUCGCAAAUAACCAUAUUGAAGUCACACCAGAUAUGGUCCUCAACGAUAUUCAGAAAGUCGUCGACGAGGAGGUCGAUCGCAUUAUCUUGAGUCGCCGGAUAGCCACUGUUGGACGAGCUUCUGUUUCAGCCGUCAUUGUUGAGAGGUCGAAUGGAAGUUUCCUUUUCGCAUCAGCAGUCCUCAAGGAACUGUGGCACAUCAAAGACACAGGGGCUAACUCAGUCUUUACACUCGUUACAAGCUGUCCUCCAACCAUGGAAGCGAUAUAUCAACAAGACAUGGACCGCAUUCAGAAUGAACGCAACGAUUUGUUUCAGCUGAUUCAGAUUAUCUGCAUAGCAAGGUCGACCUUGAGAAUAGAAGAGGCCAAGGAGAUCCUUCGGUUUCUAAAUCCCUCGGUAACAAGGACUUACGAUCUUGUCGGCGAUUUGACAAGAACAUGCCAGCGACUAAUUAGAUUUGGCGCCGAGGACACUCUCGAACUUCUGCACCAGACUCUUUACGACUUUAUUCUCGACACAUAUGAUGUCAACAUUGUACAUCAAACCCUCGCAACCGCAUGCCUCGAAUAUGUUAGGGAAAUAGAUUGGGAAUCAUACUACGACCCAUGGACGGACUACUGUCGAGAUGCUCUUGCAGAUCAAUACGUAUUUCUGGAAUACUCUUCGUCUUGGUUAAGGUAUCAUUUGAAGUUCUUUGGGCCAGAUACCUACAAGAUAUCUUGGGAUUUAUGGGAUUUCAUUCGCUCUCCAGCUGGGGAAAAGUGGCGAUAUUACACGUUCCAGAAACGUACUUGGGGAUCCAGAAGCCCAUCGCCAACACGAUCGCCUGCGUUAUUCAGGGCCCAGACGCCGAGUCCUUCGAGGUCUAGAAGUAGGUCCUCCAAGGGGUCUAAGACUCGAUCACCCCCUGCCAUAGAACGUCUACAGACCCCUUCCUCAGCUACUGGCAAGCAGAAUGAAGACGUAGCCGAGGCUGGAAAUCUAUCGGACAGCACAGACGAUAGUGUGAGUACAUGUGACUCUGACGGAUCUGGAGGCCGUGGGCGAUCGAUCACCACAGCUCAAACUCGCAUUCAAUCAGCAAAGCCACCCUUGGUGUUGCUCGCUCAGUGGGACGCGGAUCUUGUAAUCAAAGAGAUCUUCCCUCAGGCCCUAGAAACCACCCCAAACCGCUUCCUUCACAAAAUCCAUGAUCUUCUUGUUUAUGUUUCCCCAAAAUCAAAGCAACAGGUCGACGAAGACCUAGAGACAUUAGUCAACAACGUCUGGGAAGGCACUACAGCAAUACACUAUGCUGCAGCCCAGCCCGGGGCAGCUUUGGAGGUGCUUCUGCCUUUCGCAAGGAAUUUAGACCUGCCAGACAAUGACGGGUCAACACCUUUGAUCCUCUCCGCAGUCCGUGGCCAUUGCCGGAGCGUGCGGUCUCUUCUCAAGGCCGGAGCCAAAGUAGAUGCUGUUGAUCCAUGGAACCAAACGGCAUUGUUCACCGCGGUUGAUGUUGGCGCAGUGGAUGUUGUUCGAACACUUCUUGAGUUUGGGGCUGAUCCUAACAUUUCAUCUAUCAACGGCCAUUCACCACUUGCGCUUGCUACAGGGAAGAACAGUUCCGAAAUGGUCGAGCUAUUAUUGGAGUUCUCAGCAGACCUUGACGCUCCUGCAUUCGACGGAAAGCCUAUAGCUUUCUUAGCCAGCUGGAUGGGGAGCACUAAUGCCCUCGAGAUCCUGGUACAACAUAUCGAUGUGGAUCAGGUUUGGCGCAAUGAGCGCUUGAUUCACAUGGCAUGCUUCAAGGGAUGGAAAGGGGUCGUUGAUAUGCUUAUCGAGAAGCAUGCAAACCUCAAUGAUCCCCCCAGAGAUCUGCCGAAAGCUUCGCCAGUGGCUCUGGCCGUUGAGUCGGGCCAUAAUGACAUUUUGAGGAUGCUUUUCGCCGCAGGUGCUGCAGUCGAGUGCCCCGUGAAGGGAAUGAGCUCUCCCCUACAUAUCGCAGUGGCGGCUCAGAAUUUAUUGGGCUGUGAGCUGCUCCUUGGUGCUGGAUGCCAGGUCAACGCAGAAGACAAGGAUGGAAGCACGGCUCUUUCAAUAGCGGCAGAUCUAAAUGAUCUUGACAUAGUCGAAUGCCUUGUCUCUCACGGAGCUGAUCCAAGUAAACCGGAUUAUGAAACACCACUUCAUAUUGCGGUCGACUGGAGAAGCUUUGAGAUGGUCGAAGCUAUUCUUUCGAGUCGGUUCUUUUCCAACAUAGACGCGAAAGGCGAAAAGGAAUACACUGCUCUUGGUAUCGCAGCAACAUCUGGGAGAUUGGACAUCGUCAGUAUGCUUCUUGAUCAUGGAGCAGAUCCAAACAUGCGGAAUGGACCGCAUAACUCGAGCGCUCCACUACACAUUGCUGCCAACAAAGGUCAUCGAAGUAUCGUGAUAGAACUCCUGAAGCGUGGGGCCGAUCCUUACCCGGAAACUACCAAAGAAUCAAGCGCCUUUCAUGCUGCUUGUAUAGGGGGAUGGUUGGAUGUGAUAGAAACUUUCUUGGAGGUUGUGGAUGAUGUUGGCGAGUUGGUCAACUUCGAAUGGGGCUGGGCAGGAACUCCUUUAAAAGCAGCGGCAUCAGGUGGCAGACUGGAUGCAGUAAAGCUACUUCUCAGUAAGGGCGCCGACCCAAACCAACAGUUGCAAUCCAAGAUCAAUAGGGGCCAGACUAUCAUCCAUGCCGCUGCUGAGGGGGGUAACACCCAGGUUUUGGAAGCCAUCCUUGACGCAGUCGAUGAUUCGUCACUUGAGAUACGUGAUAGAGCUCAGAGGACACCGCUCUGGUACGCUUGUGUGGAAGGACAUGAGGACAUGGUCAACUUUCUACUUGAACGAGGAGCGUCAACAGAUGUCAUCUUUGAGGAUGGAGAAAACAUCAUACCUGUCAUUGUGUCUGGUGGAUCUGAGAAGAAUUUGAAGCUCGUAUUGGAAAAGAAUCCCGAACUCGACACCGAUUGCAUCUUAGCAGAUGGCGAGACCCCGUUAUUCAAGGCAGUUUAUUCUGGUCACGGCAAGAUUGUGUCAUUCCUCCUGGAACGUGGUGCAGAUGUGAACAGAAGAUCGAAAUAUGGUAACGUCCCGGUCUUCGGGGCGAUCACCAAUCGGCAGAAUGAGACUUUACAGAUUCUUCUUGAGGAUGAGUCCAUCGAUCUGACUCAACGGGACUCCUUCGACCGGACUGCGCUUCAGAUAGCACAGCAGUCGGGAACACGCUUGAUGCCUGCCAUGGUGUUAGGUGCUGCCAAAGACUCGGAUGUCGAGAAGAUACUUACGGAGAACCGAGACAUGUACGGGCUUAACGCUUAUGACCUGACCAGGCCUGAAGCCAAUGAUUCAGCACCAUUCGAUCGCUGUGUCGAAGGUGUACGCCGGGAUGCCCAAAGUCUACUGGAUGAUUUCGACCUUCACGGGGUAAGAUGGGAGCGCCUUGGCAAGUUCUUGCUCCAGCUUAGGUCGUACAGCUUCGCCCAAAUUGCUCUUCAAAGAAGUGCUCGAGCUGUAGAGACGGCCCCCUUGGUUUUGAAGCACGACAACUACUGUGACAUGUGUCUUGACACAAUUACAGGCCCUCGCUACGUUUGUUGCACAUGCUGCACAGUCGACCUCUGCGAAGUGUGUGUCAGACGGGACCAGAAACCGGGAAAUCGUACUUGGACCUGCGAUUAUCACUCCUUUCUUGCUAUCCAAUUGCCCAAGAUACAGGCCCCGGAUGUGAUACCGAGGACUGAGAUUGACUUUCACGUACCAUCACGGCUGUCUCCCAUCGAAGAGGUAGCAUCUGAAAGUAGCCAAGGAUGGACAGAAGCAGACGGUAAUGAACCUUUUCGGGAGCCACUAUCUCUUCUGGGUGACGAGGAUGCCCAGGAUGGCGUUUCUUCAUAUUCAGGCGACACUGCCAACAGCCAUACAAUGGCAAUCGAAUCUCUCUCCACACAGCCCUCGACGGCAGUGACUGGAUAUUCUUUCGACGACGGCGAACUUCCAGAUAAAGCGACUGAUAAUAUCAGUGCGUUAGCAAAGGAAGAGUGGUCAGACAGAACAGAGGAUGAGCUUCGAGAGUUUCUCGAAGCAGUUCUCAAAACAUUCACCACCUACCAGACGCCGAAUGGAAUAUCCAGAUGGAACUUUUUGGUCGAUUCGUGGACUUUGAGGUAUAAAGAUGAUGCCCUAAAGGCUUCAUGGGUGGAAGGGGACGAGAAUGUGAAGCUUGUACAACCUGUACAGUACUACCUUGACAAGCCCGGAAGACCAGUUCCAGCCGAGCAUGUAUGUGUUAACUGCAAGUCUGGCAUCCGCCAGGCACAAAAGUUCUACUGCAGAGAAUGCAGCUGGCGCAGUGCUGCCUGGGGCUGUUGCAACCUUUGCCUGAAAAGCCUUGACUCCCUCGGACACAGAGGCUUCUGCUGCCGAUGUGUACCAAAGCAAAGGCAUGAGCUUUGGAACUUGCCACCUCCUCGGGAUUGGGAGCUGGCCAAGAGGGACGCGAUGUUUAUACUCGCAUCCUUCUAUAGACAAAUGCCUACCUGUCUUCUUUGUCGCAAGUUCUCAGAUGGUGAUAUCGACUGUGGUGAGCACAGUGACUUCGAUGAAUACGAACGUGAACAUGCUACCACGAUCGACUCCAUAGAAGCCAUUAUGGUUGGGAAAUAUCGGAAGUUAAGCACCCACAGUUUCGCCUGGGAGCCACGACAGGGCGUUGUCGGUGGUAUGGGGCUUCCUUCUCUUGAAGACGCAGGUGUCACAAUGGACUGGUUCACAGAACAGCUGAGGAUCGAGCAAGAAUGGGCCAAAUUGUAUCCUCAUGCGCUCUCACCAAUCGCAGAGUCCGGCAUCAUGUUCAUCAUGAUGACAAGCGCGCCCCAGGACUCCUGGGACAAGAUGAAGACCCUGAUACUAGUCAACAAGUUCCUUAACGGCCUGGUAACAGGGUCUCAUACACAAAAUAACGAGACCAGACUGAUCUUCCAUCCAUGGCCACAACCAGGGUUUAUGCCCAAUAUCGACCCCCGCGGGUCUUCAAGACCAUCUCCACUCGAAUGUCCCAAGACAAACCUUCAGGAGAUCUUUUCGACCUUUUUCGACCAUGUCCUUUGGACAAGAGCCACCGAUAUUCACUCAUUCAAGAGCCAGAUGCCUUGCGACACAUACGAUCGCGUGCGACGUUUAUAUCCCGGAAAAGAACUGCUCUCACGUACCCUGGGGUGUCACCUUGUCGCCCCCGACGCUCUAUUAAACGUCAGUCCUGAGCUCGUUGUGUAUGGACCAGCCAACGAUGGAACCGAUAGGCUUCGGCCUGUAACCAGUCUCAAGAACAGCCAGAUGGGCAGCACACCAGCCCCGUUCAUCAACCCAGCUCUACUCGCUGAAAAGUACGAACGCAGACACCCAUAUUGGUCUCGGCACAGACAGAGAAAGCCCUGGCAGCUGCCAGAGAGCUACUCCCACCACUCUGUAGAGGACCCGGUGAUGUCGCAGAUGAUUAUGCUCGGCCAAAUCGAGCAUUACAUCGAUCGAAACAAACCGUGCUGGGCGCACGAGAUCUCCAAUGCCCGGAAAAACGAGGUCGAGUGGCGAACGCAGCCCCAGCAUCAUCUUCUCCGCCACCCCCUAUCAAUAGUAAUGCAUACAAAAGGUGGCCUCGGCCCACGAGAUACACCCUUGAAUACGAUUAUUGGCCCUUCAGGGAUUCCGCGUACACCAAACUUCGGUAACAGGCUACACCCUGCCCGAACAGAGAUCCCAGGGGAAGCGUUUCGCAUGGCGAUAAUAGAAUCGAGCAUCAUCAGUGAUCAAUUUCGAACACUUGAGCUCAAGGACUCGGGGGAGGAAGACAAUUCCGAAAUGGAGGAGGAUGAUUCUGAAGACAACAGUGACUCUGAGAUGAGCGAAGAUUGA